AAUAGCAACUACAACUUGCACCUAGCGAGCAAUUAAAGUCCCAACUGAUGAUCACUUAUAUAUGCAACUUGCAGGUGUUGUAUAUUUGGUAGUCUAAUUUCACUGUUUAUAUUGUUAUUUAAAAAUGGCGGAAGAAGUAAAGGUAAACGAAGAAGUAGAGUUAAAAAAGCCUGAAAUCGAGGAGAAACCUGUUACUCAAAAUGAUGAUGAUGCUGAGAGCGGCGAAGAACAACCUCUGGACAUUGGAGAGCAUUACCUUGUUCGAAGAUCCGACGAAAAUUGGCAUCCUGCCGAAAUCAUCCAGACUCGCUAUAGCAACACAGACCAACAAUAUGAGUACUAUGUACACUACGAGGGCUACAACCGCAGAUUGGAUGAAUGGGUUCCCAGAGGUAGAAUCAUGUCAUCAAGAUUUAACAUGGAUGGCAGCAAAGUCAACGACAAGACAUGGAAAGAGAGGCCUCCUGUUGUUACAGAUCUGCUAUCGGACAGUACUGACAGGAAGAUCACUCGCAAUCAGAAACGACGACACGACGAAAUUAAUCACAUACAGAAAACGUACGCGGAAAUGGACCCGACGACAGCUGCGUUAGAAAAGGAGCACGAGCAGAUUACCAAAGUGAAAUACAUUGAUCGUAUUCAAAUCGGUCGUUUCGAGAUUGACACAUGGUACUUCAGUCCGUAUCCGGAGGAGUAUGGCAGACAGAGCAAACUGUGGAUUUGCGAGUAUUGCUUGAAAUACAUGAGGUUGGAGAAAAGUUACAGAUAUCACAUGAGUGAAUGCACCUCCAGGCAACCAGUUGGCAAAGAAAUCUAUAGGAAGGGUACUUUAUCGGUUUACGAAGUUGAUGGGAAGGAUUAUAAAAUAUAUUGUCAGAAUCUGUGUUUAUUAGCGAAGUUAUUUUUGGACCAUAAAACGCUAUAUUUUGACGUCGAGCCGUUUCUAUUUUAUAUUUUGUGUGAAGUUGAUAAACAAGGAGCUCAUAUAGUCGGGUAUUUCUCAAAAGAAAAAGAAUCGCCAGAUGGAAAUAAUGUAGCAUGUAUAUUAACAUUGCCACCCUACCAAAGACAAGGUUACGGCAAAUUACUUAUUGCAUUCAGUUACGAACUUUCUAGAAGAGAGGAAACGGUCGGUAGUCCCGAACAGCCAUUGAGCGAUUUAGGAAAAUUAAGUUAUAGGAGUUACUGGAGUUGGGUUCUCCUAGAAAUAUUAAGAGAUUUCAGAGGUGGAACUCUCAGUAUUAAAGAUCUAAGCCAAAUGACAAGUAUUACACAAACCGACAUAAUUUCCACCUUGCAAAGUAUGAACAUGGUAAAAUAUUGGAAGGGCCAGCACGUGAUUUGUGUUACACCUAAGUUAGUUGAGGAACAUAUCAAAUCAAGCCAAUACAAGAGGCCAAGGCUUUGCGUCGAUAGUGGAGCUUUGCGUUGGACCCCUCGCAGGCAUAACAAGGUCGGAAAGAAGUAAUGUUUUUUAGCCAUGUUGACAUAAGCAAAACAUUUAAAAUUGUAUAUAUUUAAUCUUUAAUAUAAUAAAUAUAUAAUUUAGUAAUAAA
Molecule: messenger RNA, 1556 nt
Organism: Nicrophorus vespilloides
Lineage: Eukaryota; Metazoa; Arthropoda; Insecta; Coleoptera; Silphidae
Product: histone acetyltransferase KAT8-like
Exons: 6
Coding region: 125-1468 (447 amino acids)
Biological process (GO): regulation of DNA-templated transcription
Molecular function (GO): histone acetyltransferase activity
Source: RefSeq, a predicted model, not a curated record